AUGUCCAGCUCCGGGAGGAAGCGCAAGCAGCAGCUGAAGCCGCGCCAGGAUGAGCACCGGUCGCCGGUGAAGCGGCGCAGUGUGGACAUCAAAACUGAACCUUUGGACGGCUAUCCGGCGUUGGCGGACUACGACCUAAGUACGGCGGACAUAAAGCCGGAUCUCACUGAGCUGCAACUACAGCAGGCAGUGGAGCAGCAGGUGGCCCCCAGUGUCAGUCGCUCGGAAUUGGAUCACCAAGAGAGCGAUUCCGACGAGGAUGGUUAUUCGGAGCUUAACUACCAGGCGGCUGAUGUCUUCUGCCAGGAUGAACCGGAUUACUACGACCCGGACUGGAGCAGUCAGCAGGCGGGCUCCAGACUGCUCUUUCAAUUUCCCACUCCCAGCCAUCAAACUGGCCUGAAAUUCGCCAAACGCUUCCAGGGCCCGAUACACUACUUUAACCAUAUGCUGGGCGAUCGCUCCAGGUUCUUCAAUCUCUUGGCCGCAAACUGCAACCAGGGGAGGGGGGAGAUGGAUCACCCGUCCCUGCACGCCACUGCCGAGGAAAUGGAAACCUUUGUGGCCCUUUCCCUGCUCAUGAGUGACCUGAAGCUGGAACGCCUCUCGGACUACUGGAGCACCAACAUGUUCUACGGCUUCGUCGGGUUCACCGGAAAGAUGCCCCUGGAGCGCUAUCAGCAGCUGCUGCAUAAUCUCAACUUUGAUCCAGAGCACCCGGUAAAGAACAAGAACAAGCCGAAGGACUUUCCACUCCUCACCUUCAUUAACGAGCGCAUGGCAGAGCUGUACGUUUGUGGCCAGCAGUUGGUGCUCAAUGAACCCAUCACUUUGUGGAAGGGAAGAUUCAGCUACCACGAGGAUCUGCCCAGCAAAUUCCGCACCAAUUCUCUACUGCUGCACAUGCUAACCGAGCAGAGUGGUCUAGUGGUGAAGCUCCUGCCGGAGAUUGUGCAUCAGGAGGAUGCACAGGCUUGGGUGCGCAAUUCCCGGCAGUUGGUGGAGCAUCGAACCGAGUUGGCUCUGAAGCUUAUGCAGGACCACCAUGGAGGACGCACCGUGUACGUCUCAAAGUUCUAUGGCAGCUAUGGCCUGGCCCAUGAGCUGGCCAAGAGGAGCACCUACUGCACUGGGCUGCUGGACAGGAAUAGAUAUGGCAACAGCAAGGCCUUGGUGCAUCAGCGUUUAGAUUCGAACAGUAUCUCCACCAGCUAUGCCAAAUCCCUGAUGAUGGCCAAGUGGCGACGACGGGCGAAGAGUUUCUACUUCUUCAGCUCCGACUGUUUGGCCAUUUAUGCCAAGGAGUUAUCGAUGCAAAAGACGAACGCCAGGCCCAAGUUGAUUCAGGAGUUGGACUGGCAACUGCGCCCCGGCAACGAGAGUCGCCAGCACCUGAUCCACUAUCAACCGGCAUGCCAGGAGAUUCCGGCCGCCAAGAAAGUGGGCAUAUUUCUACUCAAUAUACUUGUCUACAAUGCCUAUUUGCUGUACCUGGCCAAUAGCCAGAAUCCGCGAGGUGGACACCUUAAAAGUUAUUCGGAGUAUCGAGUGGUCAUAAUCAAGUCGCUGCUCAAAGAGGAAGUGAUCAGCGAACCUAUGACAGUCAGUCCCCACAAGGCAGACGUACAAGAAAAGCUGAAGGACAAGGCGCUGGUCGAGGCCAAGCUGAAGGCCGUGAGGCACGAACCCGUGCUCAUCCAGCAGAACGGAAAGCCGGCUCGAAAGAACUGCCGUCACUGUCACAAAGGCGGAAUGCUGCAGUUCAGCAAGUUCAUGUGCAACUCCUGUCCGGACAAGCCGGGUCUGUGCCAGGAACCCUGCUUCCGACUCUGGCAUGAGCAGCUCAAGAAGUAGCCAGAAAAACAAUAUUGUGUACCAAGCGAAAUAAAAUGGAUUGUAAAAAGUG
This is a messenger RNA of Drosophila elegans, 1906 nucleotides long. RefSeq lists its product as uncharacterized. The record is from RefSeq and is a predicted model, not a curated record. NCBI's taxonomy places the organism in Eukaryota, Metazoa, Arthropoda, Insecta, Diptera, Drosophilidae.